Molecule: messenger RNA, 438 nt
Organism: Solanum tuberosum (potato)
Lineage: Eukaryota; Viridiplantae; Streptophyta; Magnoliopsida; Solanales; Solanaceae
Exons: 1
Coding region: 1-438 (145 amino acids)
Source: RefSeq, a predicted model, not a curated record
AUGACUUCAUCGGUGAUCUCUUCAUGUUCUAAUCUUCUAAAUUCUAGCAAGUCUUUCGAGACAACUCCUUCAGUUACAAAGAUGCCAAAGCGAGUGGUGAUUAAUGCAAGAUUUGAUCAAUAUAAUCGUGGUGGAAGAAGCGUGGAUGAGAAUAUGAUUGUUUUGAGAAUGCGCAUUAAAGAUAUGAAAUUGUUAGAAACUGAAAAAUCAGGACCACCUUCAAAUUGGAUGGGAUGGGAGAAGAAGUACUUUUCACAUUACAAUGAGGAUGUUUGUGAAGCUAUAGGAUUGUUACAGAUGUACUUGAUGGAAACUAGGCCAGCUUUGGCUCUGGGGAUGUUAGCGCUGAUUUGUUUGAGUCUGUCCCUUUCAACUUACUUUUUGCUCCAGCAAGUCAUCGAAAUGGCCAAGUUUAUUCUUCAAGCUAAAUUAACUUAG